AUGGUGAAGCAGAUCAAGAGCAAAUCUGCUUUUCAGGAAGUCUUGGACACUGCAGGAAGUAAACUCAUUGUUGUUGAUUUCUCAGCCGCACAGUGCAGGCCCUUCAAAACGAUCAAACCUUUCUUUCAUUCUCUCUCUGAAAAAUAUUCCAACGUGCUGUUUCUUGAAGUAGAUGUGGAUAACUGCUGGGAUAUUGCUGCAGAUUCUGAUGUCAAAUGCAUGCCACCCUCCCCAUGUUUUCAAAAGGGGCUAAAGGUGGGUGGAUUUUCUGGAGAUAAUAAGUAA
Ochotona princeps (American pika) is the source of this 285-nucleotide messenger RNA. RefSeq names its product thioredoxin-like. The record is from RefSeq and is a predicted model, not a curated record. The transcript has a single exon. The coding region runs from base 1 to 285 and encodes 94 amino acids. NCBI's taxonomy places the organism in Eukaryota, Metazoa, Chordata, Mammalia, Lagomorpha, Ochotonidae.